Phymastichus coffea is the source of this 1767-nucleotide messenger RNA. RefSeq lists its product as uncharacterized. The coding region runs from base 220 to 939 and encodes 239 amino acids. Lineage: Eukaryota; Metazoa; Arthropoda; Insecta; Hymenoptera; Eulophidae. The transcript has 6 exons. The record is from RefSeq and is a predicted model, not a curated record.
UGUUCAUUGACCUAAUACGACCUUGUGUUCGUCAGUGUUCGAUAUAUCAGCUGCUCGUCAAAAGUUCGUUAGCUCGGCAAAAGUAUAAAUAAUAAAAACUACCAAAACUUUUAAAGUAUUUUUUGUUUACUGUUCAGUAAAAAAGACAAAACAAUAAUAAAGUUGACAAGUGUGAACGUGUAUCAGUUGUUUGAAAAUAGAAUCCCUGCGUUCGUGAAAAUGACGACUCCUCGGGAAAACGAUUUUUGCAGAUUAAUUUUUCCUACGAGUGAUGCAGAAUUAGGUGAUAUUACGGACGAUGAAGAUUUCGAGUUGAGAAUAUCUGAUACUUCUGAUGACGAUGACAACGUCACAGAGUAUGAUGUGAAUAAGAAUGUGCUGAGCCAGAGUGAACUGUCGAAGGAUUUGAAUCGUUUGAUAUAUGUGAGCAACCGAGAACUCGGUCAAGAUAUUAUAGUAACUUCGCAAUAUUGUUCCUGUUCAACAAACGAUACAAUUCACAAUAGACUUUAUAAGAUAUUACAUAGAUUAUUGAACGCAAAAGUUGUGAUACAAAAGCUUCCCGAGUCUGUGAUUCAACAGUAUUGCUCUGACAGUAACAAAACUGUAAAAAAGUGUAAUAACAAAGAUGUCCAAGGUGGAGAAAAAUAUUGGCGCUACUGUUUAUUAUGUGACCAAAGAACCGAAGGAUCAUCUUUAAAACAAUGCCAAAAUUGCCAAAGAAAUAUUUCAUACGAUUGUAAAAAGUGCAACAAACGAUUGACGACAUUCUCUGGGAUCAUAUGUCAUUUGCGAACCAUUUGUGACUUUCAGGGAUAUAAUUAUUGUACUGAAUGUGAUUACAAACAUGCAAUGAAAGCUAAAAUUAAUUUUCAUAUGAAAAACAAACAUCCGAACGUGCAUAUUAGGAAUAUCAAACGUCAAAGAAAAAUAAGAUAGAAGAAAUUGUUAAAGGUGAUUUUAAAAGGUACAAUUUUAAAUAACGUGUAUUUUAACUAAUGACUACAGUUGUUUAAUCAAAGAUGAAAGCAACGGCUAUUCAAUGCUCUAUGAAAUAUUAUGAAGAAAUUCGCGUUAACUUCCUUGAUAUUUUAAAAAUCGGAUAUUUUAAAUAACGGAUUUUAAAAAUGUGAUACAAACGAAUCAGCGUAGUGUAGUUGUUUGAAAUGUGGUGAAAUUAGUACAUUACGAUACAAGUGUAGUACAUAGAAAGCAGAUUGUUGUCUCGUCUGGCGUUUACUCGAAAAAAUACACGAGACGAAAACCCGCACAUGUACCGUACCGUAUUUUUUGAUACGACUUGCGGAAAGUGCGGUGUUCAUCGCACGUUUUCUGCCGAGCGUGCGGAUUAAACGAGAAUCUACUUUCCCGCACUUGUAUCGUAAUUAGUACAUAAUUUGUGUUUUACUGUGAUUGUUGAUUAAUUGAAGAAUACAAGACUUCCAUUGGAUUUUUAACAACUCUGAUUGAAGUAUAUAGAUACGUGUAAUUAUAUUCAUGACUUGUUCAAUUUGUAAAAUUAGUUCCAUAAUAAUAAUUGACCUAUGCUGUUAUUUACAUACAUUUUGUAAUUUUUAUCAUUUCGAAAGUGUCCAACGAAGUUAAUAAUAUUUUAUGAAGAAUUUAUUACGUAAUUGUUAUUGUUAUGAAACGAUCAGCCUGCUGUAGAAAAUACCUUUCAAUACAUAGCAUUCGACAUUUUAUAUUCAGUACUUUCAAAGUUGUUUAUAAAUUUUUCGAAAGGAAUGUUCGAGAAAUGAUAUUUGA